Messenger RNA from Aspergillus puulaauensis, 1452 nucleotides. RefSeq names its product fungal specific transcription factor domain-containing protein. Gene Ontology annotation, cellular component: nucleus. The transcript has 2 exons. Bases 1 to 1452 code for a protein of 483 amino acids. Lineage: Eukaryota; Fungi; Ascomycota; Eurotiomycetes; Eurotiales; Aspergillaceae. Gene Ontology annotation, biological process: positive regulation of transcription by RNA polymerase II. The record is from RefSeq and is a predicted model, not a curated record. Gene Ontology annotation, molecular function: transcription cis-regulatory region binding; DNA-binding transcription factor activity.
AUGCAAACUGCUCGCUUCUGGCUCAAUACAACGUCGGAGGACAUUCGCUGCUUCUAUGACUCGGAUGGGUCUAGACAUUGGGAGGUUCUCAAUGGAAUCACCACAGAUGCGUCACUUCCUGCACAGAGAUCUGGAGUUAGCAGCAUAUCAUUACCACUAUCACACUGUCCAUCCCUCGCAGAAAUUGACAGGUUCCUUUUCCACUACUUCAGCCACACCUGCACCAUCCGAAGAUCUCUCGUCGACUACGACAACCCAUGGCGCUCAGUCCUGCUUCCACUCUGCUACCAGUCAGACGGUCUCCUCCAUAUGGCCAUCGCAUGGGCCGCGCAUAUCCUUCGUAACCAGUGCGCAAGCCGAGAUAUCCCUCGCUACGACCAGAUGAUUCUAGCCCACAAAUGCCGCUCAUUGAAGUAUCUCCGAAACAUGGUCCCGCAGCGCACAGAUGACAGAGAUGCAAUAUCCUUGGCUGAGACGAAAGCUGAGCGAGACGCUCUUUUACUCUUAGUCAUGUUCCACUGUCUCCUUGAGGUUGCGAGUGGCAGUAUCAGGGAGUGGACUUAUCAUAUGAGAGGCGCGCUCUUGAUAAUUAAAUUCUAUACCAACCCGAAGGUAGAAAACAGGCGGGAGGUCUUUAGCCAUGAAGUACUGGAGCUCGUCUAUAGUUUCUUUCUAGAGAAAGGAACCUUCCUUGGAACUACCAUGACCGCCACGACGGGCAAUGAUGAAGAAGACAGCCUGGAAUGGUCCACCGAAGUCCCGGCCAUAUUCCCCUUCCUCACAGGCCGGGGGUCUGUGAAAAUAAAUCCCUGCAUGGGAUUAUCCCACGAGUUACUCGACAUCAUUUCCUCCAUCAGCAACCAAACAAAGCACCAUCCCAGAGAUACAACCCAAGCAUUCACAGCCCUCCACAGCCGUCUCACCAAUCUGGCAAUACAAACGCAGACACAACCUGCAGAUCAGGACAUUACAGACACAGAUACAGCCAAUCUAAUGAACCUACACUCCAAAGCCUUCGAAUCCGCCACCUGGAUCUACCUCCACCACGCCCUCGGCGCCGCACCCCGUGAUUGCAAAGCCAUCCAAACCCUCCACCUGCCAAUCCUCCUAACCACCCUAUCCCAGAUUCACAAGAUGCACGGCCCCCUCCUUGGGUUCCUGCCUUACCCCAUGUGGGCGCUGUUCAUCGCCAGCUGUGUUGUUUUAGAGCAAGACAGGGUGAAGAUCCUGGAGUGGUUUACUGUGCUUAAUUGCAAGAAGCCGGUCAGUAAUGUUCCUUCUACGAUGGCUGCUGUUGAGGCGGUUUGGAAGAGGAGGGAUCUUGAGGCUGUGUCUGAGGUGGAUGGAGUAUCCCCUGGUUACGGUCCUUCUGCAGGCGUACAGCCGGAGAAGCGUGGUCCUAUUUGGAUGGCUGCAAUCUCGCAGUUGGGAUGGAAGAUGCCGUUUACCUAG